GGAAAUGAAAUGUCAGUUUUUAUUUAGCAACUAAUAUGGCUGAAAGUUUUUCUAACAAAUAAAGUCCGUAAUUUCUGUUUUGGUGGUCUAAUUUGAUUACAUUUAAGCCAUAUUAGCGGUGAUAAUUUUCAUGCCUUAAGGAGUGAACUGCUGCGGCAUGUUUCCGCUAACGCCACCUGUAGUGAAGCGACUUUUGGGAUGGAAAAAGGGCCCACAGGGCUCUUCCGCUGCCGAAGAUAAAUGGUCAGAAAAGGCUGUAAAGAGUUUAGUGAAGAAGUUGAAGAAAAGUGAGGCCCUCGAGGAAUUAGAGAAAGCCAUAUCUAGUCAGAGUAGCCACACCAAAUGUGUUACUAUUCCAAGAGCUAAACCAAACGACAACGGAGUAAACGGGCACUACCGGAAGGGGCUGCCGCACGUGGUGUACUGCCGCCUGUGGCGCUGGCCGCAGCUGCAGAGCCAGCAUGAACUGAAGGCAGUCGACCACUGUGAGUUCUCGUAUCUGCUGAAGAAGGACGAGGUGUGCGUCAACCCGUACCACUACACCCGGAUCGACACACCCGCCCUCCCGCCGAUCUUGGUGCCGCGCGGCGUGGCGGAGGGCUCCCCGCGCCCGCCGCCCUACUCUGAGUGCCUCGCGCACCACGAGCCCCUCGACCCAGUGAUGCAGACGUGCGUGGGAGGCCCUCAAGCCAUGUACCUGGAGGCCACCAUCCAGCAGCAAGUGCCGGGCAACACCACGCUGCACGUGAGUUCGUCCCAAGUGGAGACCCCUCCGCCGGGGUACAUGAGCGAGGACGGCGACCCCAUGGACCACAACGACAAUAUGAACCUAACCCGCCUAACGCCCUCCCCGCCCCGCCUGGCCACGGAGGCGGCCCCCGUCCUCUACCACGAGCCGGCCUUCUGGUGCAGCAUCAGCUACUACGAGCUGAACACGCGCGUGGGGGAGACCUUCCACGCGUCGCAGCCCUCCAUCACCGUCGACGGGUUCACUGACCCCAGCAACAGCGAGCGGUUCUGCCUAGGCCUGCUAUCCAACGUGAACCGCAACGAAGUGGUGGAACAGACGCGGCGACACAUCGGCAAGGGGGUCCGGCUGUACUACAUCGGCGGCGAGGUCUUCGCGGAAUGUCUAAGCGACUCGUCCAUAUUCGUGCAGAGCCCCAACUGCAACCAGCGCUACGGCUGGCACCCGGCCACCGUGUGCAAGAUACCGCCAGGUUGCAACCUGAAGAUCUUCAACAACCAAGAGUUCGCGGCUCUUCUCUCCCAGUCGGUGUCUCAGGGCUUCGAGGCGGUGUUCCAGCUCACCCGCAUGUGCACCAUACGCAUGAGCUUCGUCAAGGGCUGGGGCGCCGAGUAUAGACGCCAAACGGUAACAUCGACGCCGUGCUGGAUCGAGCUGCACCUCAACGGCCCCCUGCAGUGGCUGGACCGGGUGCUGACGCAGAUGGGCACCCCGCACCACCCCUGCAGCUCCAUGUCCUAGUGCCGAUUAUAACCCUUCGCUUUGGAGUAGCUGACGAUAUGAAACAAGAAAUAAACUCUAAAACAAAAAUAAAAUAUACAUACAAAAUGGUACGUAGCUCAAAACACAGAAAUACCUCUGCUGACUAUUUUAUUUUUAUUUAAAUAAUUAUCUUUGAUAUACAUUUAUUGUGUAGAUGUUCCCAUGUUGACUGUGCGAAAGUGCUUUUUGCUAAAAGCGCAUUAUUACAAUCAUUGUCAUCAGCCCAUAAUAGUCAUGUGUGUAUGUUAUAAAUUUCAAAGUGCAAAAUUUAAAAUGUCAGAUAUUACAUCCAUGGUUCUACAAUAUUUUCGCACAGCAAACAUACGUAAAUACGUAUAUAGAUGCCCGUAAACUGUCAUACAACGGCUGCUACACAGGAUCUUUAUUGACGUCGAUAAACUCAAUUAAUCGGCCAAUCACCGCGCCGUUCAUCUACGCCGAUAACGAAUCCGUGUAGCGGUAGCAGAGCGUAUGAAUGUUGCUGUAGUCCCAUUAGUUAAGAGUUCUAGUCUAAAAAAAAUAAGGACAUAACAAAAAAUAUAGACACGGAUUUAAAUCUUGAGAUGUGACUUUUUGGAGUUUUAUAAACGACUUCAAAAAAGGAGGAGGUUCUCAAUUCCUCUGAUCAUAGAUUUUAUGUAAAAUGCAAAAAAAAAAUAAGCAAUUUAUAAUCAAAGCUACAUGAAGGUACAUCUAUGGAUUUAAAUCUAUCAAUGCAGUUUUGAAAUGAAAAUGAAAGUAUUGGCAAAAAGAUCAACUAAACCUAGAUUUCAUUUGAAAAAAAGGUCUUUAAAUUAGAGGGCCUAAGCUAAAACUACCAGUAUAUAAAUUCUUGUACUAAGAAAUAUAAUUUUUACAUAAAAUAUGUAAGUAAUAUUUUUGUGGAACAAAAUGAUGGUAAGUACAAGUGAAAAAUGUAUUUAAGACAAACAAUAAUUUAUUUUCAUAGCAAAACGAAACACGUAUGAUUUGAGCUUUGUUAAGUGAAGAAACCAAUAUUUGUAUAUGUUACGGCUAAUGUUAGCUGUGAAAAUAAACUUACGAUUUAUUAGUGACGACCGAAUGGCGUAGUGGUUAGUGACCCUGACUACUGAGCCGAAGGUC
Messenger RNA from Plutella xylostella (diamondback moth), 2614 nucleotides. RefSeq names its product Smad on X (gene Smox). Gene Ontology annotation, biological process: positive regulation of transcription by RNA polymerase II; cell differentiation; anatomical structure morphogenesis. NCBI's taxonomy places the organism in Eukaryota, Metazoa, Arthropoda, Insecta, Lepidoptera, Plutellidae. The record is from RefSeq and is a predicted model, not a curated record. Gene Ontology annotation, molecular function: DNA-binding transcription factor activity, RNA polymerase II-specific; I-SMAD binding; RNA polymerase II cis-regulatory region sequence-specific DNA binding. Gene Ontology annotation, cellular component: heteromeric SMAD protein complex.